CUCACGUCUGCGUUUUAAUGCUGAGAAUUCUUGGAUGACUGCGGCUGGUCGCGAUUAGAGCUUCUGCUGCGUCCGUACUGUGUGGGGAUAUAGAACGAGCGCCGGACUUGAGGUUCGGCGAUGGGCGGCGGCCGCGGCGGCCGUCGAUGGUUGUCAUUGACGAGGUUCUCUUCUGGCUCCAGGAUCUUGGAGAUGAGACGCUGAUUUGGGGGUUUCUUGGUAUCUCUGGGAGUCUUCUGAACCAUAUGUCCUGCCAGAAUCCAGGCCAACCUAAAUUCAUGGAGGACCACUAAGCUUUAAUCGACUUAAGAGAAAAAGGGCUGAAAACCCUGUGACUAUGCCAAGUAAUAAAACUUCAUUCCAGAAAUCUACAAUCCUUGUUCCAGAGGAUUAUGGGAGCUCAUGUGAGGGAUCUGUGUCCUUAAGGGAUGUGACUAUAGAUUUCAGCAGAGAGGAAUGGCAGCACCUAGAGCCUGCUCAGAGGAACCUCUACCGGGAUGUGAUGCAGGAGACUUACAGCCACUUGCUUUCCGUGGGGUACCAAGUUCCUGAGCCAGAGGUUUUCAUGGUGGACCAAAGAAAGGAGCCAUGGGCAUUGCAGGGUGAAAGCCCACAUCAGAAUUGCCCAGAAUUGCAGCAGAGUGGUGACCAGACAGACAGCUGCCAGCAAAUGGAAAAUAAAACAUUAAGAGACAUUGUUUUAAUCAAGAACAUACCAUCUACAAAGUGUUAUUAUGAAGAUAAAGAUAUUAGAAAAGUAAUUCCACUUAGCCCAAAUGGUGGUAUUCCUCCUCCCCAAAGACCCCACCAGCAAGACUCAUUUGGGAAUGACCUGAAACAUAAUCUAGACUGUCAAAGUUAUAAUAGAAAUAAUGCAUCAAAGAGCACUAAAAAGAUGGAUGGACAUGGUAAAAUAUCUUCCUUUACUAUGUAUGAGUGUCCUAUAACAAGAGAAAGACUAUGGGACCAUAAUCAAUGUGGGAAAGUCCUCAGUUAUAAAGUACCUGUUCAAUAUCAGAAAAUUCAUACGGUGGAGAAAUCCUUUGAUUAUGCCGAAUUUGGAAAGAUCUUCACCCACAAGUCACAGCUCAAUGUACAUAUAAAAGCCCAUAUAGGAGAAAAACUCUAUGUGUGUAUUGAAUGUGGGAAGGCGUUUGUCCAAAAGCUAGAAUUCAUUGCACAUCAAAAGAACCAUACUAGAGAGAAGCCCUAUAAAUGCAAUGAUUGUGGCAAGUCUUUUUUCCAAGUAUCUUCUCUUUUCAGACAUCAGAGGAUUCACACUGGAGAAAAACUCUAUGAAUGCAGGGAGUGUGGGAAAGGCUUCUCUUAUCACUCCGAUCUUAGUAUACAUCAGAAAAUUCAUACUGGAGAGAGACACCAUGUAUGCAGCGACUGUGGCAAGGCAUUCACACAAAAGUCCACACUCAAGAUGCACCAGAAGAUCCACACGGGUGAGAGAUCCUACAUAUGUAUUGAAUGUGGACAGGCCUUCAUCCAGAAGACACACUUGGUUGCACACCGGAGAAUUCACACCGGAGAAAAGCCAUACCAAUGUAGUCACUGUGGGAAAGCCUUCGUUUCCAAGUCACAGCUCCAGGUACAUCAACGGAUUCACACAAGGGGGAAACCUUAUAUAUGCACAGAAUAUGGGAAGGUCCUCAACAAUACUUCAAACCUCACUCCACCAAAGAAAGUUCCAAUCAGAGAGAAGUCUUCCAUCUGUACUGACUGUGGGAAGGCCUUUACCUACAGGUCUGAGUUAAUUAUUCAUCAGAGAAUUCACACUGGAGAAAAACCUUAUGCAUGUGGUGAGUGUGGAAAGGCCUUCACUCAGAAGUCAGCACUCACAGUGCAUCAGAGGAUCCACACAGGAGAAAAAUCCUAUGUGUGUAUGAAGUGUGGGUUAGCCUUCAUCCAGAAGGCACAUUUGAUUGCACAUCAGGUAAUUCAUACUGGACAGAAACCUUAUAACUGUGGCCAGUGUGGGAAAUUCUUUACUUCCAGGUCACAGCUGCAUGUGCAUAAACGAAUUCAUACAGGAGAAAAACCCUAUAUAUGUAAUAUAUGUGGGAAGGCAUUUACCAACAGGUCAAAUCUCAUCACUCAUCAGAAAACACACACAGGAGAAAAGUCCUAUAUAUGUUCUAAAUGUGGAAAAGCCUUCACUCAGAGGUCAGAUUUGAUUACACAUCAGAGAAUUCAUACCGGAGAGAAACCAUAUAUAUGCAAUACCUGUGGGAAAGCCUUCACCCAGAAAUCACACCUCAAUAUACACCAGAAAAUUCAUACUGGAGAGAGACAAUAUGAAUGCCGUGAAUGUGGGAAAGCCUUCAACCAGAAAUCAAUACUCAUUGUGCAUCAGAAAAUCCACACAGGAGAGAAACCUUACGUAUGCGCAGAAUGUGGGAGAGCUUUCAUCCGCAAGUCAAACUUCAUUACCCAUCAAAGAAUCCAUACUGGAGAGAAACCCUACGAAUGCAGUAACUGUGGGAAAUCCUUUACCUCCAAGUCUCAGCUCUUAGUACAUCAGCCAGUUCACACAGGUGAGAAGCCCUAUGUGUGUACUGAGUGUGGGAAGGCCUUUAGUGGCAGGUCAAACCUCAGUAAGCACCAAAAAAUCCAUACUGGAGAGAAGCCUUACAUCUGUUCUGAGUGUGGGAAGACGUUCAAACAGAAGUCAGAGUUGAUUACACAUCACAGAAUUCACACUGGCGAGAAACCUUAUGAAUGCACUGACUGCAGGAAAUCUUUCACCAAGAAAUCCCAGCUCCAAGUGCAUCAGCGAAUUCACACAGGGGAGAAACCUUAUGUGUGUGCUGAGUGCGGGAAGGCCUUUACGGACAGGUCAAAUUUAAAUAAACAUCAAACCAAACACACCAGAGAUAAGCCAUAUAAGUGUGCAGUCUGCGGGAAAGGCUUUGUUCAGAAAUCAGUGCUCAGAGUACAUCAGAGUAUUCACAUUUAAAAGCAACUAUGUCCUUCUACGGAGAAGCCCUAUAAAUGUGUGGAAUGUGGGAAAGCCUUCAGACGAGCCUCUCACCUAACACAACAUCAGAGUAUUCACACUGGUGAGAAACCCUAUGAGUGCAAGCAGUGUGGGAAAGCCUUCAGUCGCGAUUCUCAGCUCAGUCUUCAUCAGAGGCUUCACACUGGUGAAAAACCCUAUGCAUGCAAGGAGUGUGGAAAGGCCUUUACUCAAAGCUCACAACUUAUUUUACAUCACAGAAUUCAUACCGGUGAAAAACCAUAUAAAUGUGAAGAAUGUGGAAAAGCUUUUAUUCGUAGCUCACAGCUCACACGACAUCAGAAAGUCCAUACUGGUGAGAAGCCUUAUGAAUGCAAAGAAUGCGGUAAAGCCUUUACUCAGAACUCACAACUUACUCUGCACCAGAGACUUCAUACUGGUGAGAAGCUCUAUGAAUGUAAGGAAUGCCAAAAGGUGUUCACGCAGCUUUCACAACUUAUUUUGCACAGAAGAAUUCAUACCGGUGAGAAACCCUAUGAAUGCAAGGAGUGUGGGAAGGCUUUUAUUUGUGGUUCUCAGCUUUCCCAACAUCAGAAAAUUCAUAAUGGGGAAAAGCCAUAUGAAUGUAAGGAAUGUGGAAAAGCAUUUAUUAGGGGCUCCCUCCUUAUGCAACAUCAACGGAUUCAUACCGGUGAAAAACCAUACAAGUGUGAAGAAUGUGGGAAGGCCUUUAUCCGUGGCUCACAACUUACUCAACAUCAGCGAAUCCAUACCAAUGAAAAGCCCUAUGAAUGUAAGGAAUGUGGAAAGACCUUUAGCCAUGGCUCACAGCUUACUCAACAUCAAAGAAUUCAUACUGGUGAGAAACCUUAUCAGUGUAAGGAAUGUGGAAAGGCCUUUAACCGGGGCUCACUUCUUACUCGCCAUCAGAGGACUCACACAGGUGAGAAACCUUAUGAAUGUAAAGAGUGUGGGAAAAACUUUAGUCGUGGUUCUGAACUUACCCAACAUGAGCGGAUUCACACUGGUGAGAAACCCUAUGAAUGUAAGGAAUGUGGGAAGUCUUUUAUUCGUGGCUCACAACUUACUCAACAUCAGCGAAUCCAUACUGGUGAAAAACCUUAUGAAUGUAAAGAAUGCAGAAUGGCCUUUACUCAGAGUUCCCAUCUUUCUCAACAUCAGAGACUUCAUACUGGUGAAAAACCCUAUGUGUGUAAUGAGUGUGGCAAGGCCUUUGCUCGUGGCUUACUGCUUAUCCAACAUCAGAGAAUUCAUACUGGUGAGAAACCCUAUCAGUGUAAGGAAUGUGGGAAGGCUUUUAUUCGUGGUUCACAGCUUACUCAGCAUCAUCGAAUUCACACUGGAGAAAAGCCCUAUGAAUGCAAAGAAUGUGGGAAGGCCUUUAGUCAUGGCUCUCAACUUACCCUGCAUCAACGAAUCCAUACUGGUGAGAAGCCAUAUGAAUGUAAAGAAUGUAGCAAGGCCUUUACGCAGAGCUCACAUCUGUCUCGACAUCAGCGAGUUCAUACUGGUGAGAAACCAUAUCAAUGUAAGGAAUGUGGUAAGGCCUUUACCCGGGGUUCACAAUUAACUCAACAUAAGAGAAUUCAUGUCCAUGAGAAAUCUUUUGACUGUAAGGAAUGUGGAAUAGACUUCACUUUUUCUUCCAGCUCAAUUCAACGUGAACCAGUCCAUUUUGAUGAACAUUAUGACUGUGAGGAAUGUGGGAAAACUUUUAAGAGUGUCUACCAACUUACCCUACAUGAGAAAAUUCACAGUGGUGAAAAAAUCCACGAAUGUAAGGAAUGUGGGAAGCUGUUCAGGCGUAAGUAUCGACUGACGCUCCAUUACAAAAUUCACACAGGUGAAAAACCCUAUGAAUGUAAAGAAUGUGGGAAGUUCUUCAGGCGUAAAUAUCACCUGACUCUACACAAGAAAGUUCACACUGGCGAGAAACCCCAUGGAUGUAAGGAAUGUGGGAAGUUCUUCGGUCGUAAGUAUCAACUUACUCUCCAUCAGAAAAUUCACACUGGUGAAAAACCUCACGAGUGUAAAGAAUGUGGGAAGUUCUUUAGGUGUAAGUACCAACUUACUCUACACCAUAAAACUCACACUGGUGACAAACCCUAUGGAUGUAAAGAAUGUGGAAAGUUCUAUAGUCUUAAGUACCAACUUAAUCUACAUCAGAGAAUUCAUACUGGUGAAAAGACUCAUAAGUGUAAGGAAUGUGGGAUGUUGUUCAGUUACAAGUAUCAACUUAAUCUACAUCAGAAAAUUCAUACUGGUGAAACACCCCACGAAUGUAAGGAAUGUGGGAAGACUUUUGGUCUUUACUCCCAACUUAAUCGUCAUCAGAAAACACAUACCCAUAACAAACGUUAUAAAUGCAAGGAGUGUGGCAAGAGGUUCUUAAGUAAUUUUGAACUUACUCAGCAUGGGAGAGUUCAUGCUGAUGAUAAACCUUAUGAGUGUAAGGAAUGUGGAAAGACAUUUCCAUUUGGUUUCUACCUUACACAACAUCAGAAAACACAUGUAAAGGAGAAAACCUACCCAUGUAAAGAAUGUGGGAAAACCUUCAGUACACAAGAACAACUUACCCAGCAUGAGAAAAGCCACACUGGUCCAAAACCCUAUGAAUGUAAGGACUGUGGGAAGGCCUUUAGACUUAGUGCUAACCUCACUGAGCACCGAAAAAUUCAUGAAGGUAAGAAACCUUAUAAAUGUAAGGAAUGCGGGAAAACCUUUAAUGAACGAGGACUCCUUAUUCAGCAUAAAACAAUUCAUACAGGGAAAAAACUCUAUGAAUGUGAAGUGUGUGGAAAGAAGUUUAAUUACAGUGGGGACCGGAGAGUCCAUCGCAAAAUCCAUACUGGUGAGAAACCAUAUGAGUGUGAGGAGUGUGGAAAGGCCUUUAUGCUUCGGUCGGCCCUUACUGAACAUGAGAGAAUUCAUUCUGGUCUGAAGCCUUAUGAAUGUAAGGAAUGUGGGAAAACCUUUCGAGGGCGCUCGCAAAUUAGUCUUCAUAAGAAAUUUCAUAGUGAUGUGAAGCCCUACAAAUGUGGGAAAUGUGGGAAGUCCUUCAGAUUUGGUUUCUAUCUUAGUGAGCAUCUGAGAGUCCAUACGGGUGAAAAGCCCUAUGAGUGUAAAGAAUGUGGAAGGGCCUUUAUUCGUAGAGGAAAUCUGAAAGAACACCUGAAAACUCAUUCUGGGGUCAAACCCUAUGAGUGUAAGGAAUGUGGGAAGGCCUUUAGUUGGCGUGGACAGUUUACUCAACAUCAGAAGAUUCAUACAGGUAUAAAACCCUACAAAUGCGAAGAAUGUGGGAAGGCCUUUAAUCGUACUGGAGACCUCAGAGUCCAUCAGAGAAUUCAUACUGGUGAGAAACCCUAUGGAUGUAAAGAAUGUGGGAAGUCCUUUAGACUUAAUUCACACCUAACUGAACAUCAGAGAAUCCACACUGGGGAGAAGCCCUACGAAUGUAAGGAAUGUGGGAAGACCUUUAGACAACGUGCACAUCUUUAUCAACAUAAGAAAACACACAAGGUAACUAAACAGAAGAAAGCCUUUCCAGGCACACCAUAGUUACAGAUGAUCAAAAGAUUCAUGCCAGAAAAUUUUUGUUAAUAUGUUGUUCGUUCAUUCACUUCUUUCUUUCUUUCUUUCUUUCUUUCU
Molecule: messenger RNA, 6637 nt
Organism: Dipodomys ordii (Ord's kangaroo rat)
Lineage: Eukaryota; Metazoa; Chordata; Mammalia; Rodentia; Heteromyidae
Product: zinc finger protein 208-like
Exons: 8
Biological process (GO): regulation of transcription by RNA polymerase II
Cellular component (GO): nucleus
Molecular function (GO): RNA polymerase II cis-regulatory region sequence-specific DNA binding; DNA-binding transcription activator activity, RNA polymerase II-specific
Source: RefSeq, a predicted model, not a curated record